AUGACACGCUUCGGACAUCGAGAUCACGGCCAACUCGCCGUAUUGCUGCUAACCAUCGCACUAUUCACGGCGCUCUCCUCGGCCUCAACUUCAUCAUCAUUGCUAUCCAAGGAGGAACUGUGCUCGUUGGACUUCCAGAACUCGCGUCGAGUCGUUGACAUGCUUGAAGUGACGCCGGAACCCGCUCCGUCACACAACGGGAGCGACCCAGGGGUCUACCCUCGCAUCUUGUGCUUCGCCGUGACCUACUCAGCCCAGCACCAGACCCGGGUCCGAGCGGUGGCGGAAACGUGGGGCCAACGCUGCGACCAGCUGCUCUUCUUCAGCAACAUGAGCGACACCAUCGUCGUGGGGGCCGACACUCGCGCCGAACGCCGAUACGAAGUCGUGCAGCUCGACAUCAUCGCAGACCACGCGCAUCUGUGGCUGCGCACCAGAGCAGCACUGGAAUACCUGCACACCCACUACCGUCACGACUACGACUGGUUCUACAAGUGCGACGACGACACGUACGCCAUCAUUGAGAACAUGAGGAAAUACCUGAAAAGACCCGAGAUCGUGCAGCGAUUCAACCGAGAGCCGAUGCAAAUGGGCCAUCGCUUCAACAUGCCCGACGAGGCCUUCAACUUCUACAUCAGAAAUGAGACGCUUAACGAUCUUUGGCGCUCACGAUGGGACCGCCUGGUCUACAAUUCUGGCGGCGCUGGCUACGUGAUGAACAGACUUUACUUGGACAAGAUCGUCGAGUCUCUGCAAGACUGGACGUGUCUACCGGACGAGGCUAGCGGGACGAUGCCCGAGGACGCCGGUGUAUCGUUUUGUAUGAUGUGGAACGACGUCUACCCCUGGGACACUCGAGACCACCGCGGCCGAGAGCGCUGGCACGCGUUCAACCCGGAAUUAGUCUUCGCUACGUGGCAAGACCCUAAUGAAUGGUACGUCAAAUACCACAAGAGGGUGGGCGGGGUGCGCUCCAAGUUUGACAGUGCUGCCCCGGACAGCGUGGCUUUCCAUUACGUCAAGCCGCCGCUGAUGUACCACAUCGAGCGCAGCCUCUAUCUCUGUCGGUCGGAACACGAUCACAUUUCCGCCUUUAAUGAGGCGUUUGGGCUGGCGAUUGGAGAUAAGGUGAUGGAGCUUUAA
Phytophthora sojae is the source of this 1143-nucleotide messenger RNA. RefSeq lists its product as hypothetical. Gene Ontology annotation, cellular component: membrane. The coding region runs from base 1 to 1143 and encodes 380 amino acids. Lineage: Eukaryota; Oomycota; Peronosporomycetes; Peronosporales; Peronosporaceae. The record is from RefSeq and is a predicted model, not a curated record. Gene Ontology annotation, molecular function: N-acetylgalactosaminide beta-1,3-galactosyltransferase activity. The transcript has a single exon.